Molecule: messenger RNA, 976 nt
Organism: Zonotrichia leucophrys gambelii
Lineage: Eukaryota; Metazoa; Chordata; Aves; Passeriformes; Passerellidae
Gene: GADD45B
Product: growth arrest and DNA damage inducible beta
Exons: 4
Coding region: 145-612 (155 amino acids)
Biological process (GO): regulation of cell cycle
Cellular component (GO): cytoplasm; nucleus
Source: RefSeq, a predicted model, not a curated record
AUCGCGCUGGAGCGGCGGCAGGAGCGGAGCGGGACCGGGGAUCGCGAUAGCGCCGCGAUAUCUCCGCGAUAUCCCCGCUGUAGCCGCGCUCGGGAUUAUUGCUCUUGGAGUUUGCCUUCUUCUCCUGCGGAUUACAAUUGCACCAUGACCCUGGAGGAGCUGGUGCCUUGCGAUAGCAGCAAGAUGCAGGCGGUGAGCGAGGCGGUGGAGCGGGUGCUGGUGGCGGCUCAGCGGCAGGACCGCCUCACCGUGGGGGUCUACGAGUCGGCCAAGCUGAUGAAUGUGGACCCGGACAGCGUGGUGCUGUGCGUGCUGGCCACGGACGAGGAGGACGAGGGUGACAUCGCCCUGCAGAUCCACUUCACGCUCAUCCAGGCCUUCUGCUGCGACAACGACAUCCACAUCCUGCGCGUGUCGGGCAUGCAGCGCCUGGCCGCCAUCCUGGGCGAGCCGCAGGCGGACUCCGAGCCCCGCGACCUGCACUGCCUGCUCGUCACGAACCCGCACACGGACGCCUGGAAGAGCCAAGGCUUGGCGGAGGUGGCGAAUUACUGCGCCGAGAGUCGCGACAGGAACCAGUGGGUGCCGUUCGUGUGUCUGCAGGAGCGCUGAGCCCUUCCCGGCCUGGACUUGAAAGGAUUAAAACCCUUUAAAAAAAAAAAAAACAAACCUAAACAGCAGGAAAAAAAAAACCCAAACAAAAAAAGAAGGGAGAAACAGCCAGUUCCAACCCACAACGCCCCACAAAACCCACCGAUUUUAUUUUUCUUUUGAAACGGAGAGGAGGAAGGGGGAGCGCGGCGGCUGCGGUGGGAAUGGAGGGAGCCGAAGCCGGGCCGAGCCCGGCGCGGGACGCUGGCCGGAGCCCGAUGGACGCUGGCCGGAGCCGGGUGGACACUGGCCGGAGCCCGAUGGACACUGGCCGGAGCCGGGUGGACGCUGGCCGGAGCCCGGAGCCGGAUGGACACUGGCCGGA